AUGGCGUCGACAGUCGAACUCGCAUCCUCGUUCAUUGAGGGUGCCCCGCCAGGCGAGCUCGCUGAUGUAGUUUCCGAUAUCAAAACCCUCACCUCCGACGACGGCGACAUAAUUCCAUCGCUCGCACCCGCCUUCGAACGAUACAACGAGUCACAGCUGGCGACGGUGAAGCUUCCCGGAGCCAGUCAGGAGAUUAUUGUCUCCAAAUUUAACAAGCUUGAGGGCAACCGAUACUUUGACGUGGAAAGUCAGACGUCGUUUGAAGUGGACCACGUUACGCAAAAUGCUUCCGCGGCGCAGUCAUAUGUUUUGGAAUCACAGAAUGCGGAACUGAUCAAAUCGCUCCUCAAGGCAUUGGGGGCGCAUGCUCGCGAGCACUACCCCUCCUCCUCGUACGGCGUAUACCCGAUUGAGAACGACUCGGCUAUUGCUAUCCUACUCGUUGCGAAUCGCUACUCUCCCAACAACUUCUGGAACGGCCGGUUCCGCUCUAUCUAUGAGAUUCCUGUAGGCGACUCCACCACCGUGACGGGCAAGAUCCAUGUCGACGUGCACUACUACGAGGACGGAAACGUCUCCCUGAACACCACAAAGCCCAUCAACAUCUCCGUAGCUAAUGCCAGCGCCGAGACCAUCAUAUCGCGCAUUGCGGCUGCCGAACGAAGCUAUCAGGAGGAGCUAAACAAGGCGUUUGGUCAGAUGGCUGAGGGCGCCUUCAAGUCCCUGCGGAGACAGCUCCCCAUCACGAGACAGAAGGUCGAGUGGGAGAAGGUUGGCGGGUACCGUCUUGGGCAGGAUAUCUCUGGUGGAAAGGGGCGGUAG
Molecule: messenger RNA, 822 nt
Organism: Aspergillus mulundensis
Lineage: Eukaryota; Fungi; Ascomycota; Eurotiomycetes; Eurotiales; Aspergillaceae
Product: F-actin-capping protein subunit alpha
Exons: 7
Coding region: 1-822 (273 amino acids)
Biological process (GO): barbed-end actin filament capping; actin cytoskeleton organization
Cellular component (GO): F-actin capping protein complex; actin cortical patch
Molecular function (GO): actin filament binding
Source: RefSeq, a predicted model, not a curated record